Messenger RNA from Setaria italica (foxtail millet), 1078 nucleotides. RefSeq lists its product as uncharacterized. NCBI's taxonomy places the organism in Eukaryota, Viridiplantae, Streptophyta, Magnoliopsida, Poales, Poaceae. The record is from RefSeq and is a predicted model, not a curated record. The coding region runs from base 293 to 1051 and encodes 252 amino acids. The transcript has 2 exons.
ACAAACAUCCCCAGCUCAAAUUUGGUGUUGACAGACGUAACGCAUGCGCAUGCCUAUAUAAGGCAACGUGGACCUCUAUUGUCUUCCCAUUUGCCUCCAUUAUUCCUCCAAGCCCCUGUCCCUCUCUCAAUGCGCAAUGCAUACGUAUCACAAAGGGUUCUUUCUCUAGAUUUCGGUGGGGAUUGAGUUGUUUCUUGUGAAAUUCCUGGGGAAUUCAGGCUGGUCCGAAGGGCAAUCAGGGGAGGCGAGAGGAAGAGCAAGAAAAGCCGGCGGUCCAAACAAUCGACAAUUAAUGGAGGAGAAGAAGAAGGACCUGCUCCGGAAGCUGACGAUCAUCUCGAUCCCGUUCGUGUUCGUGGCGAUCCCUUCGGUGGUGAUCAUCGUGGGCAUGCUGUCCCCGCACGCGGCGGAGCCCCGGGACGACGGCUCGGCGCCGGCGCCGCCGGGGCGGAACCACUCGGUGUCGAUGCUGAGCACCAUGACGGGGGGCCAGAUGAUCCUCAGCUGCCGCGCCGCCUUCUCCGGCAACUGGGAGUACUUCCACUACUUCAUCCUCGACCCCUACAAGCCCCAGCAGGCCUUCUUCCAGCCGCAGGCCGAUCCCUACGUCAUCUUCUGCAAGUGGGGCUACAUGGGCAACUUCCUCCAGGACGUCGUCGUCUUCAACAGCACCGCCGCCUGGGCGCCGCAGUGCCGCGUCGACCGCGGCGGGUGCCGAUACCUCUUCCAGGACGGCCACAUGUUCCUCGUCACCGGGAAGCACUUGCGCCACGGCCCCGUGCCGGCGGCGAAGGUGUCGGAGUCGGAGGAGGAUCCGGGAGCGCCGGCGCCAGCGCCGGGUCCGGCCCCAUCAUUGGCUCCGGCGGCUUCGCUUCCGGCCGCCGCGCCGGCGCCAAGGCAGGGGCGGGAGAAGACGCUGGUGGGGGACGUGGUGCUCAGGGAGUGCCGGCACGUGCUCGGGGUGUUCCCCACCAUGUGCCGGACGAAGCCGCACCACCACGAGUACGUCGGCAAGAUCAUCGGCCGCUGGCGGUGGUGGUUCAACUACUAGCUCACCUGCUAAUGGCAGAUUGCCAUC